AUGCUAUUCUCCGCUUUGGAAAUCAUUCCCGUCCGGGUUGACUUCUCCGGCGUGUUUGUGCUCCUGUUCAGCUCGCUCUUGCUGGCGGUUACUUGCAGGACACGAUACGCGUCGAGCAUACCUCUAGUGAACGGCAAGAGACGAUGGGAGAUAACCUCGUUUAAAGCGCGGAUGCGAUUUGUCGCAGAUGCCUCGAAUAUUAUUAAGGCGGGGUUUGCGAAGUCGCCUAAGGCCUUCUAUGCGGUCACAGAUAUGGGGACAGAUCUGGUGCUCUCUCCUGAUUAUAUCGGCGAGGUUCGAAAUGACAGGAGGCUAGACGCGCAUGAAUAUUCAGCGGAGAAAUUCCAUCGACAAAUACCUGGAUUCGAAGCCUUUGCUACUGAGUGGCUGCCGCCUAAGAAAAGCUUGGAAUCAUUCCUGUAUGGCAAGCUUACGCCGGCGAUUGGAAAAUGCACAGGAAUCCUCUCCUCGCACGCCGACACUCUCCUCCAACGUCUCUGGACCGACAACAAAGACUGGCACGAAAUCCCACUUAAAGACACCAUCCUCGAGCUAAACACCUGCAUGGGCAGCCGGAUCUUCCUCGGAGAAGACCUCUGCCAGAAUCCUGCCUGGACUGAACUCGUCAAACGCAAUGCCGUGAACGCAUUCAUCGCCGCCGAUAAGCUCAACAGCUGGCCUAAGGCCCUUCGCCCAUUCGUUCACUGGUUCCUGCCCUCCUGUCGCGUCCUGCGCGGCGAUGUCCGAGAAGCAAGACAGUUUAUCACCCCGGCGGUGCAGCAGCGUCGGGAUAAGCAGGCAGCUCGACAGGCGCAAGGGAAGGCGCCGGAUGAGUAUUUCGACACGAUCCAAUGGAUGGAGGAGGUGGCUGAUGGACAGGAUUAUGAUCCGGCGUUAGUUCAGCUGGCGCUUUCGAUGGGGUCGACGCAUACCAUGACGGAUCUGAUGACGCAGGUGAUGUUGAAUCUGACGAAAUACCCGGAUCUUGUUGAACAGCUGAGGAGAGAGAUUAUCGCCGUGAAGACUGAGGAGGAAUGGGGAAGACCCGCGCUUCGCAAGCUCAUGCUCAUGGAUAGCGUGGUCAAGGAAACGCAGCGUCUCAAGCCGAUUAGUAGAGCGACAAUGCGCCGUAAAGCCGGCGCCACCGUCCGUUUAUCAGACGGACUCGAGAUCCCCAAAAACACUACCUUCAUCCUCUCCACCGAACACAUGCUUAGCAACGCGGUAUACCCACACGCAGACCAAUUCGACGGAUAUCGCUUCUACAAACUCCGACAGGAGCCCAGGCAGGAGAAUGCUCACCAACUCGUCGCGACGAGUAACGAGCAUGUCGGGUUCGGACAUGGAUGCUACGCGUGUCCGGGUCGGUUCUUCGCCGACUCGGUCAUGAAGGUCAUGUUGUGUCAUAUUCUGCUUAAGUAUGAUUUCCGUUUGGCUGAUGGGUCGAGUGCGGAUUCGUUGGACUAUGGUACGGCGUUGGUGUCGAAUCCGAUGGCGAAGUUGGUGAUUAGGAGGCGUGAGGAGGAGAUAGCAUUAUGA
This is a messenger RNA of Aspergillus melleus, 1539 nucleotides long. Its product is annotated as cytochrome P450. NCBI's taxonomy places the organism in Eukaryota, Fungi, Ascomycota, Eurotiomycetes, Eurotiales, Aspergillaceae. The record is from RefSeq and is a predicted model, not a curated record. The transcript has 6 exons. Gene Ontology annotation, molecular function: heme binding; oxidoreductase activity, acting on paired donors, with incorporation or reduction of molecular oxygen; monooxygenase activity. The coding region runs from base 1 to 1539 and encodes 512 amino acids.